AUGGAUGCCAUCGUCGAGGAGAAAUGUCAAGUGGACCCUCUGGCCCCGUCUCCUGACCCGCAAACUGGCAUUGCAUCUUCGGUAGGCGUCACUAACAACCAGCCCCAUCUGGUGACAGCGACUAACAUUGUACAUCUGACCCUACCGUCCCAUACUCAAGCACAGGUACAAAGCGUGAUUCAACCCAACCAACAGUCCGUCAUACAGACAGCCACAAAUUUACAGCCCAUGUUGAGUAAAGGAAAUGUCAUAUUGGUCAGCAGUAAGCCGAAUUCCGUCAUACAAACGACACAAGGAAAUUUGCAAACUUUGAGAGUGGUGGAAGCGGGCGACAGCGACAGUUUCUCAGAGGAAGAGUCUCCGAAAAAGCGCAGGGAUUUGUUGACGCGACGGCCGUCGUACAGGAAGAUUUUAAACGAUCUUGGCGGGGGUGAGAUAGCUGAGGCAAAAAUCGAGCAGACUUCGUCAGACGCAGAGAGUGAGUUGUCGUCUCACUCUAUCCCAUACCACACAGUGUUACCGGCCACCGCCUUACAGAUAACCAGCGGCGAAGGGGGUCAAGGGAUACAAACUUUGACGAUGACUAACGCGACGGCGGGCGGUGCCAUCGUGCAAUAUGCUCAAGGACAGGAAUUCUUCGUACCCGUGGUGGCGCAGAGCGGCAGCAUCUCGGGUAGCGGCGGCGAGGACCAAGCGCGCAAGCGCGAAAUGCGACUGCUCAAAAAUCGAGAAGCGGCGCGCGAAUGCCGACGGAAAAAGAAAGAGUACAUCAAAUGCUUAGAGAAUCGGGUGGCCGUGCUCGAGAACCAAAACAAAGCGCUCAUCGACGAGCUGAAAUCGCUCAAAGAGCUCUACUGCCAGCAGAAGAACGAAUGA
Messenger RNA from Psylliodes chrysocephalus, 876 nucleotides. Lineage: Eukaryota; Metazoa; Arthropoda; Insecta; Coleoptera; Chrysomelidae. The record is from the annotation of a GenBank genome assembly.